Molecule: messenger RNA, 2572 nt
Organism: Caenorhabditis elegans
Lineage: Eukaryota; Metazoa; Nematoda; Chromadorea; Rhabditida; Rhabditidae
Gene: mdt-26
Product: TFIIS N-terminal domain-containing protein
Exons: 8
Coding region: 14-1699 (561 amino acids)
Cellular component (GO): nucleus
Source: RefSeq, marked reviewed
GGGCUGUGAAUGGAUGGUCGCUUGCGCUGCGCUCUCCUCCUUGCAGCCACCAAAUCACUUGGCGGUUUCAAUGGCUGCGUCUGCUCAAAAUGUUGAAGAAAUCAAAAAACGGCUUCAAAUAGCCGCUGAAAAUGAUGAUCAGACGUUGUGCGAAUCACUGCUCAACGAAGUUCGGCCGUUGGUGACGAGUCGAGAAAUUUUAGAGGAAACUCGAAUUGGAUUCGUCGUCAAUCAGCUUCGGAGGCAGUACUUCAAAAAGUGGCCAGCUCUUUUGAGGAUAAGUAGAGAAGUUAUCAAAUCGUGGUCCGAAAUCGUGUGCGAUGAGGUUAAAAGGCCGCAAAGUGGAGCUUCUUCUCGAAAUACAACACCGAAUGUUCUUUCUCCGAGUGUCGCCAGGCUCAUGCAGCGAGGAAUUACACCUAAUACACCAGCUGGAAGGCGGGUCACAUCUACUGGCCUUCCAGGUUCCCAACAGCGCCUUGUCUCGCCAGCGAACGGUUCAUAUGCUCCACGUAGUCAAGUUUCGCCUGGCGAGUCGACUCCUGUUGCUGCCUCCGUCGUUGUGAACGGAAUGCACAAGUCAGCGUCAGUUGGUGGAGAUCUUCUGAAACAUGCAACAGCAUCACUUUCUACAAAACCAAUCACACCAAAGGAGAAUGGAAAACGGAAAGCCGUCGAUGAAGCUGCUGCUCCCUCAAUCAAGAGAACCAAAACGGCUGCUGCUGCACUUUCAGUAUCAAUUACUCCUGGAACUCCAACAACAAUGGCUCCACAAACGCCUACCAUGUCUGUUUCUGCUGCUAGAAAAGCUGUUCAGAGCACUAGUGAGCUCUUCGCUCAAAUGAGCCAGACACUUCCUGGGCACAUUGACAUCGGUACAGACAUUCGGGAGCACGAGGAACGUGUGAAAAGAGAGCUCAAAGAUGAAGAGCUGGCACACAGUCUUCAAUCGUCUGCUAGCUACGGAAACUUCGGUUCAGCAACAACAACUGAACGGAAAAAGCGGAAAUACGAGCGAAAAAUUCAGAAGGGCACUGCACCGGGCACUCCAGCAGCAGUGGCAUCCCCCUUGUUGCAGACGACAACGAUGGUCACGCCUCCGUCUUCAAAUAAUAUUCCUGAAGAACGUCUUCCUUCGCUGGUCAUCCGCCUUGGUAAAAACGGUCUCACUUCAGCUGCUUCAACUCCAGCAUUUGUUUCAUCAGAAGAAUCCGCAAAAAGGAAAUAUGAGAAGAGCAUUCGUUCAAUACCACGUUCAACGACUCCUCCACCUACAGCUAGAAUGCAGGAAAAAGAACGAGAGAAAGAAGAGAUGAAACGUGAGAAAGAGCGACAAGAAGCUAUCAGAAGAAGAGAGCAAGAAGAAGAAGAGGAAGAAGAAAUAGUCGAUGAUAAGCCUAAACCUGUUCUAAGUAAGCUGAAAGACUGGAAAUCAUUGAUUCCAUCGAUGGAAGAGCUCCGAAUUCGUGCUCAACUCGCUGAAAAAGAAACUAAAAAAGUACUUGAAGUUUCUGCCGUUAAAACGAAAAAGGAUCCGACGAAAGUGCAGCUGGUGAAGAAUUUCCGAAGACCAAUUUUGAUUCUUCCAUAUCUGGAAAAUCCAACGGGACCGGACUUUUUAUUACACAAAUAUCCCAACAGUCUACAAUACUACUCGGAAGACAAUUUUAGGUUUGGAGAGAAACGUCCCACUGCGUAAUCUUUGUAUUCCUUCAAGUCCCCGUGUAGUAAUAACCUACCUCAUCCCUUACCACAUCUUUGCAGUUGUUAUAUCCUCUUUUGACUUCAUAUUUUUACUCAAAAUUUUUUAUCAAAAACUCAAAAAAAGUGAAAAUUGAAAAUCUUAAAAAAAGAUAUUAAUUCUCGGGUUACUUUUCUACCACUUUCCUUCCAAUCUUGUUGUUUUUCCCCUUUACAGAUGGUGUUCUAUUAAUAUGACAUGAUGUGCCCUGAAAAUCUUUCCAUUUCAACAUGUUUUCAUUUCAUUUUCUUUAAACACGAAUCCCAUCCCACAAAUCUCUGGUAUGUUCCUUUAAUAACUGGAAAAUUUCAAAAAAAAUUAUUUGGCCCGAAAAAGUCUCAUAAACGCUCAAAAAAUUCGGUGAUGAUCUCUCUUUGUUUUCCUCUUUCAAUUCAAUUUCUCGUGAAUUUUUCUUUUCUGUAUUGUAUUUUUUUUUGUUGUCUAGCGCCUAAUUUUACGUGGAGAGCAUAAGCUUGCCACAUUACCAAUACCAUUUUUCUUGUCUGUAAUUAUAUCAAUUUUGUGCUCACUUUUCCUUCUUUGUUCCUAAUUUUCUUGCUCAUUUCAUCCAGUUUUUUUCUUUUCUCUCUCUCUUUGUGUCCUUACUGGUCAUACUGAUGUUUUAUCAACACUUUCCCUUCCUAUUUUCUUCCUAGGUUCCACUGAUUACGGUACUUAUUAGGUUUUUCAAUUGCUUUCAGUAUGGCUACCGCAUUUCUUUUUUUUUCUUUUGUCCAUUGUCCUUUUUUGUCUUUUAUUACAUUUCUCGGCUCUUCUAAUAGUAUCUGCCGAACCUUGUUGAAGCCUGAUUAAUAAAAACGUGAUAAGAUU